AUGAGCGCAAUCAAACCUCCUGCUCAAGUACCAGGAUUAUCACCUAAGAGGAGACAACUUCCAAAAAUUAUUAAACCGAAUGUUGAACCAAAGAAGGGAAGGAGAUUGAUUGAUUCCCAAUUAGGCUCGCGUCCAACAUCUGCCCGCAACGUAGAAGAAGCUAAAACAGAAAUUACGAAGCUAAAAGUCGAAUCGAUUGCUCCUCAAGAGAUAGAAGAGCAAAUUGUCAGAGAACCGCCAACAUCUCGUUCUGCAUCUAUUCUCAACUAUAUCCCACGACUUAAAGAGCAGAAUCAUGAGAUUGUCCUUGAUCAAAUAUUAGGCAUGAUCAAAGUUUGGAAUAGUGAUUCUGUAUUUGAAAUGGAUUUCAACGUUUAUCAUAUUUUAACACACGAACUAUUCUCUAUGGUUUCAACAAUAUAUGCAGAUUUUACAAAAGAAAAGUCCAACAUACUAUUUAAAUCACUUGCAAUUUGUUUGCGUGUUAUUCCGCAAUCAGACAGAGAAAUUCUUGAUCCAAUUACAAAACUCAUAUAUGAAAUGAGCAAAGAUGAGUUUAACGAUGAGCUUUUUAUUAGAUGCGGAAUAAUUCCAAAACUUGUCCAAAAUUCUUUUUCAGAUCUUGACGAUAUUUCAACAUACUCAUGUGCAUCAUUAAGGCACAUUGCUUCUAAUGUAGAAUGCAUGCAUGAAAUCAUCAAAACUGAUGUAAUUGUCGAUAUAUGCAAAUCAUUACAAUGCAGAACGCGUAAAAAACGUUUCCAAAAGGAAAAACUUACGUUUGUUUACCAAGUGUUAGGGCUUUUUGUUACAAUUUGUGAAGAUUUACCUGACUUUGACUUUAUUACUAAAUAUGAGCUUCCUUCCAACAUUCUACAGCUCAUUCUCAUAUGUGACUUUGAUCCUCUCAUCCAGAAUAUGAUUGCAAAGGCACUCAGUGUUCUUGUUCUUCAUAUCGAAGCUCUUGACGAGCUUGAAUCAGAAGAUUUAAUGCCAUUUGCAACUUUACUUCGUUCAGAACGUCUUGAUGUUGCAGAAAUGGCAGGAAUUGCUUUGGCAAACGCAAUGCAACAAUCUGAUGAAAUAACUGCUAACGUUGUGUUCUCUGACCAGCCUUUAAAUAUUCAUGGCAUGUUCGACCUCCUUUCUGUCACAGAAAGUAUUGAUCUCGCCGUUUCUUUAAUGAGAUGUAUCUCAAAAGCGUCGUCUACGUUACAAGGAUCAGAAGAUGCCUAUCAGCAUAUUACUCUUUUGUUCGGAUUGCUCGAUACUCCAAUGAACGAAGUCGAAGAAUGGACUCCAGAGCAAAUGAGUGUUGCAAAUGCACUGAUUGCCCUCAAAAAUUUGACGGUCAACCACAUGGAAAGAGUUUGUGUCGGAAUGAGAGGUAAAAUGGUCCAUUUGAUGAAUUACGGAAUUCUUGACUACGUCUUGGAUUUGAUGAAAGAGAUGAUUAAGUGCGAUGCUGGAAUUGAAACAUGCAUGGAAGUAAAGGACGUAGAAGAAAUAGCUCUUCUAAUGCCUUCUUUGAAGGAUCUUGCAAAGAAAUUUGAAAAAUAA
Trichomonas vaginalis G3 is the source of this 1560-nucleotide messenger RNA. Its product is annotated as armadillo (ARM) repeat-containing protein family. The record is from RefSeq and is a predicted model, not a curated record. Lineage: Eukaryota; Parabasalia; Trichomonadida; Trichomonadidae. Bases 1 to 1560 code for a protein of 519 amino acids. The transcript has a single exon.